This is a messenger RNA of Suillus fuscotomentosus, 1887 nucleotides long. RefSeq lists its product as uncharacterized. NCBI's taxonomy places the organism in Eukaryota, Fungi, Basidiomycota, Agaricomycetes, Boletales, Suillaceae. The record is from RefSeq and is a predicted model, not a curated record. The transcript is spliced from 3 exons. Bases 1 to 1887 code for a protein of 628 amino acids.
AUGGUCGACAUUUCGCAGUUCAUAGAGUUGGUUGAACCACACUGGCAAUCCCAAGAUUCUCCUUUGCCUCAGUUUCCUUCCAAAGACUACCAUGACAGGGUUUCAUAUCCUGAUGCUGGAGAUGGAAUGAGUGUUGACAUUGGUGGAGACCACUUUGAUGUAGCGGGAGAGGAAUUUCAAAGUGCAGAGGAAUGGUAUGAAGGCACAGGGACUUGUUACUCUCAGGACGGCACAACCUUUCUGGAUCUAUUCGACACCAAUGAGUAUGCGAACUGCAGGAAAGAUAAUCUUUUUUACCCUUUUGCAUCGAGGAAUGAGUGGGAAGUCGCUGAUUUUCUUCUUCGGUCCUUGCUCAGCAUGGCAGCAAUCAAUGAAUUUUUGGCACUCUCAAUGAUUCGGGAACUAAACCUAUCUUCCAAGAAUGCUAAAGAAUUACAAAGCUGUGCUGAGAUGCUCCCCAAGGGACCGAGCUGGAAGUGCCAAAUCGUUACCUCGCUUCACAACACAAAACACCCGAUCCGACUAUUCUGGAGGAAUCCUGUCGAAUGCUUAGAGAGUCUGUUCAGUAACCCCCUCUUCCAUGACAAGCUCGACUUUGUCCCUCAUCGCGUUUACACUGCUGCAGGGUGGCUUCUGCGUGUAUAUUCAGAGUGGCUGAUGGGUGAUUCUGCUUGGGACAUCCAGAGCCAACUGCCUAGAGGUGCUACAAUCCUUGGGACAGUACUAUCUUCCGACAAAACAAAUGCCACUACUAUGACUGGUGCCAGGGUCGCUCAUCCACUUCUUCUAGGCCUUGCCAAUAUCCGCAUGCGCACCCGCACCAAACUCUCGUCUAGGGCAUUUCUACUUAUGGCUCUCCUCCCCAUCCCACAGUAUUUGCACCCAAAUCAAUGGAUGUGGGGUGUGCUCAAAGAUUGCCUUAUACACGAAUGUCUUGCCAUUGUUUUACGACCGUUGAUGAUAGCACCCAAGAUUGGGAUCAUGAUGUCAGAUCUGGUAGGCAAUGUUCGUCAUUGUUAUACGCCUCUUGCAGCCUAUAUUGUUGAUACCCCUGAGGCAUGUAUGCUUGCAUGCAUGCGUGGCAAAACUUCUCCAUUCACAAUGGCGUCCUAUCUCGAGUUUGGGGAUGACUUUUGUCAUCCUGAGCGUAUGCGCUCUAUCACACUUGACCAGCUUGCGAGCAUCAAGGUCGACCCCAAUAACCUCGAAGCUUUUUUUGAAGUGUGCACCGAAUACCGGCUAAACAGUGUUCAUGCGCCUUUCUGGAUGUUCUGGCCGCAUGCCAAUCCCUCCAUCUUUUUAACGUUAGAACUCCUGCAUCACUGGCAUAAAGAAUUCUGGGAUCAUGAUCUUCAUUGGUGUCUUGCAGCUAUUGGAGCGCUGGAACUUAAUUUUAGGUUCUCGAUUUUGCAGCCAAUCACAGGGUACCGCCAUUUCCCUGGUGGAAUCUCAAAUCUCAAGCAAGUCACGGGGAGAGUUCACCAUGAUGUUCAGUGCUACAUCGUUGGUCUGAUUGCAGGUGCGGCCCCUCAUCGUUUUGUAAUCGCGAUCCAUGCCCUUAUGGAUGUCCAAUACAUGGCGCAAUCCCCUUCCCCCGACGAUAACCUAUUGACGUCUAUCGACCAAUCGCUCUUGACAUUUCACCAAAACAAAGCUGUCAUCAUGACAUUGGGCGUGCGGAUGGGUGCGAAGAAACCGAUCGACAAUUGGUUCAUACCUAAAUUGGAGCUGAUGCAGAGCAUUACCACUAGUACACACAAAGUCGGUGCUCUCAUUCAAUGGUCUGCAGAUGCCACUGAACACGCUCACAUAUCCAAAAUCAAGGACCCCGCACGACACACCAACAAUAACGACUACAAUCUGCAAAUAUGUCGUCAUUUAGAUUGA